CGUGAGUCCCAAAUCCCUUCUACAAUAUUAUCAGAUGUUUUAUUCGAAAUAGAUGAUGAUCUUACUUUUCAAGACCUUUUACAACAAGCUGAUCUUGAGUAUAAAAGUAGUGAGAUUGUUAAGGUUGAAGUUCGUUGUGUGGGAAACAAACAAUACAAUACAGUUGCAUCCGGAGUUAAGAGUAGUUUGGCAUUGUGCCGAAAAGAUGAAAGAAAUGUAUCACAUAUUCGAUUUACCAUUAGUGAUGGAUCUAUUCAAUCAACUAGAUCAACUAGCUCAAACGAUUAUUUAAAUGCAUUUAAUAUCAUGAUGGAACAGUCUAGUAUACGUUCUCUUCCUCCCCCAAAAUCUGGUAAUACCAAACGGGAUAAAUUAUAUAAUGAUAUGUUAUUUAUAUUGCGAGAAAAAAAUUGUGGAUGGUUAAAUGGAAAUGAAACUACUGUAGGGAAGCGAUUUUUAGAAAGUCUUAAUGCUUUGCUUUGGGAACUUGAUGAGCAUCAUCAGAAAUUACAAGAUCGGGGUUGUCAAAUUCCUGAAUUUGUUUUAUCUUUACAUGGAUAUCAGAAUAAACAGUAUUAUAAAAAGGAAUCUCAUCAUAAAAAAGGAAAUUUGCAACGUUCUAAACUAGAUUUAUUAGUAAAAGGCAUUGAAAAUUGUAUAUCUCAACCUUGGGCAGCAAGUGAUUUGUGGAGUGAAUUUAUAAGAGAGGUUUUUAUGUUAAUUUCGUGUGUUCAAAAAUAUAUGGAAUAUCUAGAAAAUGUUAACAGAAGUGUUAAUACAAUUCGUAAUGCUAUGCAACCUGCACGUAAUCCAUUAGAUAAUA
Molecule: messenger RNA, 823 nt
Organism: Racocetra fulgida
Lineage: Eukaryota; Fungi; Glomeromycota; Glomeromycetes; Diversisporales; Gigasporaceae
Source: the annotation of a GenBank genome assembly